Messenger RNA from Salvia splendens (bonfire salvia), 719 nucleotides. RefSeq lists its product as uncharacterized. The coding region runs from base 21 to 719 and encodes 232 amino acids. The transcript has a single exon. The record is from RefSeq and is a predicted model, not a curated record. NCBI's taxonomy places the organism in Eukaryota, Viridiplantae, Streptophyta, Magnoliopsida, Lamiales, Lamiaceae.
AGUGCCCAAACCAACGGGUAAUGGUUAUCGGGCAAGAUGGUAGCGUGUAUAGUGAGGAAGAUGAAGAAGAUGGGGAGGGUGUGGGCACUAAAGAAGUGAGCCCGGACACCGACAUAGCUUUUUCUAGUGGCGAAGAAGAAGAUACACCCUUAAGGGCUAUGGUUGUACUCCGAAUGCUCAAUGUACAACCCAACCUUGAGGAGCAUAAGGAGCAAAGGUGCAACAUCUUUCAUAUGAAGUGUAAGGUGAAGUCCAAGACGUGCUUGGUCAUCAUAGAUGGAGGGAGUUGUACAAAUGUGGUGUGUGACCGGUUGGUGGCCAAGUUGGGAUUGAAGGUACUUAAACACCCAAACCCCUACAAAUUGCAAUGGUUAGGGGACUCCGGAGAGUUGAGGGUGAAGGCUCAAUGCAAAGUUCCAUUGAAGAUUGGGGAAGUUGAGGAAGAAAUCCUAUGUGAUAUCAUUCCUAUGACGACAUGUCAUGUUUUGCUAGGGAGGCCAUGGGAGUUUGAUAGAAGGGCCUACAAAAAUGGCUUCACGAAUGAGUAUUUCUACAUGCUCAACGGGUUGAAGGUUCGUUUGAAGCCAUUGCUACCUAGUGCCGUGUUUGAGGCUAGCCAACAUCUACAAAAGGAAAGAGAGAGAGAUAGGGAAAAAAGGCUAGUAGAAGAAUGUGAGCUAAAAAAGCCAAGUGAGAGGGGGGUGGUGAGAGAAAAAUAA